Molecule: messenger RNA, 1590 nt
Organism: Leptosia nina
Lineage: Eukaryota; Metazoa; Arthropoda; Insecta; Lepidoptera; Pieridae
Source: the annotation of a GenBank genome assembly
AUGGAAAAGAAUGAAGCGAAUAAGGAGGGUAGUUUGGAGGUUCAAAAAAUGGAAAUUUCGGAUUCGAAAUUCAAAGUUACAGGUUGGGGCUACCGUCACCAGCAGUGUGUCAUUUUGUUCUUUACGCUCACCAUAGCGUACAGUAUGAGAGCGUGUAUGGGUGUUGCAUUAGUAGCGAUGACUGGAAAUGAAUCUCAAAAUGUACUCAAUAGAACAGAUUGCAAAACUCUCUGUAAUGUAAGCGAUUCUGAGAACAAUGAAGAGUCUACUUUUCUUCAUAGCUUGCUGGUAGUUCCUCCGUAUCCAAGAUUUAAGUGGCCCAAGAAGACCCAAGAUGCCGUGAUAUCUUCAUUCUUUUGGGGGUACAUGUUAACCCAGAUUCCAGCUGGGCAAAUAGCGCACCAUUUUGGCGCGAAGUACAUGCUGUUCGGCGCUUUGCUUAUUAACUGUGUUGUUUCUGUUUGUUUUCCCUGGGCAGCUUAUUAUGGUGGAUGGGUCGUGACAGCAUUGUGCCGGUUCCUCCAAGGUCUAAGCCAAGCGUGUAUAAUGCCAGGUCUCCACACAUUCUUUGGUAAAUGGGCACCGCUUGAAGAAAGGGGGAGAUUAGCUGGCUUCGCGUUUGGAGGUCAAGCAAUUGGGACCGUCCUUGGGUUGCCAAUAACUGGCUUCAUAGCCUCAUCUCCACUUGGGUGGCCAGGCAUAUUCAGGUUCUAUGGGUUAAUGUCUGGUAUUGUCGCUGGCUUUCUGUGGUGGCUGGCUGCGGAUACACCAGCUAAGCAUCCGAAGAUAUCGCCCGAAGAACGAAAGUACAUCGAAGAUGCCCUUGGGCAGAAGGCUGAAGACAGUAAGAAAGUCCUUCCAGUGCCCUGGAAGAAAAUCCUGACGUGUCGAGGAAUGUAUGCCAUAAUAAUCGCCCAUGUAGGGAAUGCAUGGGGACAGUUAACUUUGUAUUCAGAAGUGCCAGCUUUCAUGGAUAAAGUUAUGGGUGUUAACAUAAAGGCCAAUGGUCUCCUAACGGCCCUUCCGUUCCUAUGUAUGUGGUUUGCCAAUUUCUUCUUCAGCUGGUUAACUGAUAUGCUUAUCGUAAAGAAGAUAUUUAACGUCACACAGACAAGAAAAUUCGCUAACAGCUUAGGUUGCAUAUCAGCUGCUUUCGGCUUGAUUAUGUUGGCUUACGCCCCGAAGAACAUCUAUGUAGUUGAGUCUAUAUUGGUCUUUAUCUGCGUUAUGAAAAGUGCAGCCGGUCUGGGAUACCAUGUAAACCACAUAGAUAUUGCAAGCAACUACGCUGGUACCAUGAUGAGUCUGAGUAACUUUGGAUCCAACUUGGUGGGUUCUCUUGCACCGCUCGUCGCUGGAUACAUUCUCACAGAUGUGACCAACGAAUUUUUGUGGCGAAAAGUAUUCUUCGUGGCCGCUGGAUUUUACUUCUUCGCGAAUCUCUUUUACGUGAUACUUGGAACUGGCGAAAAAGCGGAAUGGAACGACCCACCAUCCCACGAUGGUGACGAUGUGGAAUCAGAAAACAAAAGUGAAGAAUCCGAACCGAUGCUCACAGGAACAAAUAUUAUUAUAAUGAAUGGAAACUAA